This is a messenger RNA of Ostertagia ostertagi, 453 nucleotides long. Lineage: Eukaryota; Metazoa; Nematoda; Chromadorea; Rhabditida; Trichostrongylidae. The record is from the annotation of a GenBank genome assembly.
AUGCUACGUAUCUCCAAACUAGCAGUAACUUCUCAGCGACCAAUUCGCAUUGAAGUAACAGGAACUCAGUUGAUGAAUGCCAUUGAAGAAUUAAAGGAGUUCAAGAGUGAGGAAAACGGCUCCACUGCAGAAAAACAUGAUGAUGAGGAGGAAGAUUCUGUAGCACAGCUCCUCACGGAGGCUGAAGUAAAGUCUGCUCAGCUAGACAGCCAACUGAAUGUACUGCAGAGGAAAAUCAGCGAAAGCAAGGAUGUCGAUGAGUCCACACGAAUACGCUUGAACCAUUUGCUCCAUAGACUUAACUCUUCAGCGAGUUCGAUCCAGAAGGUUGGUGGAGGAGAUAGUGCAGAAGAACUAAUUCACAAACAGUCCGUUGCCUCAAUUUUGUCUUUCGAUGUAACAGAGGACGAUAUACAUCAUGCCAGGAAAAAGUUCAGCAGUGAAGAAGCAAAA